This is a messenger RNA of Xiphophorus hellerii (green swordtail), 201 nucleotides long. RefSeq names its product cyclin-dependent kinases regulatory subunit 2. Bases 1 to 201 code for a protein of 66 amino acids. NCBI's taxonomy places the organism in Eukaryota, Metazoa, Chordata, Actinopteri, Cyprinodontiformes, Poeciliidae. The transcript is spliced from 3 exons. The record is from RefSeq and is a predicted model, not a curated record. Gene Ontology annotation, molecular function: cyclin-dependent protein serine/threonine kinase regulator activity.
AUGUCUCGAAGCCAGAUUUAUUACUCGAACAGGUACAGUGACGACCAGUACGAAUACAGGCAUGUCGUUCUACCUCGGGAAAUGGCUAAGUAUGUCCCAAAAUCCCACUUGAUGUCUGAAGAUGAGUGGAGACAGCUGGGAGUGCAGCAGUCCAAAAGUUGGAUCCACUACAUGAUACACGAACCAGGGACUUGCAAUUAG